Cladocopium goreaui is the source of this 867-nucleotide messenger RNA. The record is from the annotation of a GenBank genome assembly. NCBI's taxonomy places the organism in Eukaryota, Dinophyceae, Suessiales, Symbiodiniaceae.
AUGGCAGUGGACCCUGAUGAAGCUGAUAGGGAUUUCAUUGCACAGAACAUGGACGCAGAUUUGCAGUUCAUACUGAGUGAGACAGGCGUUUCUCUAAGGAGACAAGCUGCAAUUGCCAGGCGUUAUGGUACGCUGAGGAAAUUCAAUGCCAUUGGUGAUGAGCGGGCUCAGAUCCGCACAGCGUGUUUGCAAGACUUUGCUGUUGGCCAGGACACACCUGAAAACAGGGCUGAGGUUGCAGCCAUUGUGGCGGCUUGGGAAACGGCAAAGGAGUUUGUUGCAAAGGAGGUUGAAUUACGUGCUGAAGCAAAGGUCUUGGGUCAGCCAAAGAUUUUACAGUCACAUGAAAGACAAUCCAUGAUUCGUGCUGUUGAAAGGAUUCAUGGACACCUUGGGGAAGCUGAGACUCCUAGUGCGGAUUACUUAGCUUUGAAAGCGGAGGAGGAGGCAAUGCGUUUAGUGAUGCACGAGGGUUUUACCUUGGCGCAUGCAUUGCGGGCAGUUACAAAGGAUGCAGAUCUCAAGGAGGCAUUUUUCACUACGCCAGUGGCACUACGUGCUGCAGCCUCAGAACAGCCUCAAAACAAGUGGGCGAGGUUCAACAACAAGGGUUCUGGUUCUUCUUUUGGGUCCUUCGGCAAGACUGGAAGUCAGAAUCCCAAAGGGAAAGGCAAGACUGGCAAAUCCAAGCGCUUGGCAGGUUUACAACUGGCAUGGCGCACACCAGAUGGCCGUGACCUCUGCUUUGCGUACAACUCUGGAUCAUGUGACAACAGCUGCAACAGGGUUCAUCAAUGCAGGGUGAAAGGUUGUUAUGGGGACCACCCCGCAAUUCAGCACAGGGAGAAGGCGAAGGGUAGCAAUUGA